This is a messenger RNA of Arabis nemorensis, 711 nucleotides long. The record is from the annotation of a GenBank genome assembly. NCBI's taxonomy places the organism in Eukaryota, Viridiplantae, Streptophyta, Magnoliopsida, Brassicales, Brassicaceae.
AUGGAAUACGUAAGCCCUGAAGGUCUGCGAUUAGAUGGUCGCCGAUUCAAUGAGAUGAGACAAAUCGUAGCUGAAAUUGGAGUGGUUUCUAAAGCUGAUGGUUCUGCUGUUUUUGAGAUGGGUAAUACGAAAGUAAUUGCAGCUGUUUAUGGCCCAAGAGAGAUUCAAAACAAGAGCCAACAACUAAAGCAUGAUCGUGCAUUGGUGUUGUGUGAGUAUAGUAUGGCUCAGUUUAGUACUGGUGAUCGUAGAAGACAGAAACAGGACAGGCGAACAACUGAGCUAUCAUUAGUCAUCCGUCAGACAAUGGAAGCGUGUAUAUUAACGGAACUGAUGCCUCAUUCUCAGAUUGACAUUUUCCUUCAGGUUCUACAAGCUGAUGGAGGAACACGAUCAGCUUGUAUCAAUGCCGCGACUCUAGCUCUUGCAGAUGCUGGAAUUCCAAUGCGUGAUCUUGCUGUCUCCUGUAGUGCUGGAUACCUAAACAGUACUCCUCUUCUCGAUCUUAACUAUGUCGAAGAUAGCGCUGGAGGAGCUGAUGUAACUGUCGGUAUUCUACCUAAAACAGACAAAAUGGAUGCAAAGUUACCGAUGGAAACAUUUGAAACGGUGUUUGCGCUAGCUUCUGAGGGUUGCAAGGCAAUUGCAGAGAGAAUACGCGAGGUACUUGAAGAAAACACCAAACAGCUAGAGUAUCGUCGAGCUGCAUAA